Molecule: messenger RNA, 210 nt
Organism: Scutellospora calospora
Lineage: Eukaryota; Fungi; Glomeromycota; Glomeromycetes; Diversisporales; Gigasporaceae
Source: the annotation of a GenBank genome assembly
GAAAUUCAAAUGAAAAAUAUUUUAUAUCAUUUUGGGAAAAUAACUAAACAUACUGAUCGUAUGAUUCAAGUAUUCCAUGAUAUCAUCGGCGAAUUUCCUUUAUUUGAUCUCAACGAUAGUGGCAAGAAUCCAGAAGAAUUUGUUAAAAAAUAUUUUCAGGCCACUACUUCUGCUAUUUUCAUUCUUCUAUUACCUUUAUCACUACUCUGA